GAGAUCUGGGAACAGCUCCUGCAACACCACUGAGACUGAGUGACCCCGUCCUUCGCUGCUGGAUUUCUAUUCUCUACCAUUUGGCUCUAAAUGUGAAGGAGGGUUAACGGAGCUGAAGAAACACUGUGGAUAUCUCUGAUACUUGGAUUGUUCACUGACCCUGCAUGAACACUUUCAUACAUCUCCUGUGCUGCUCCUGAUCCUGAAGAAUGCAGUCCAUCAGAGACUUGAAGCCUAACUUCGGCGGCCCUCCUCCUCCCUCCAUGGCUGCCGGCCCUGAUGCUUAUCUCCAGGGUAACAUCAGGUUGACUCUCGAGGACCCUGAUCUCUGGAAGUCUUUUCAUGAAAUAGGGACAGAGAUGAUCAUCACUAAACCCGGAAGGAGGAUGUUUCCACACUGUAAAGUGAAUCUCUCCGGCCUGAUUCCAUGUGCAAAAUACAUUCUGCUGGUUGACAUGGUCCCUGAGGAUGGAUUCAGGUAUAAGUGGAAUAAAGAGAAAUGGGAGGUGGCAGGAAAAGCGGAGCCCCAGCCUCCCUGCAGGACCUACCUCCACCCCGACUCUCCGGCCCCCGGGAGCCACUGGAUGAAGCAGUCCGUCUCCUUCCUCAAGCUCAAACUCACCAAUAAUACGCUCGACCAGCACGGCCAUAUCAUUUUGCACUCCAUGCAUCGCUACCACCCACGCUUCCACAUCGUCCAGGCAGACGACCUGUUCAGCGUCCGCUGGAGUGUUUUCCAGACCUUCACCUACCCCGAGACUUCGUUCACAGCCGUCACCGCCUACCAGAACACCAGGAUUACAAAGCUGAAGAUCGAUCACAACCCUUUUGCCAAAGGUUUCCGGGAGGAAGGCACCAAUAAAAAACGGCGUUCGAACAAGAACCCAGGCUGCCCCGAGAAAAGACCGAAGAUGUCAGACAUCUUAGACAGGGACUCGGAGGAAGACAGUCCACAAGAUUUCUGCCCGUCAUCCUAUGAGGCCUAUGAUGGAGAGGAAGGAGAGCUUCCCAAAAGGAAAGAGGUCAAUGGUGUCAAAGAGGAGCGUUACUCCCCGUGGGCCGCUGACAGGGAGCACAGAGCGAGGACUGAAUCUCCUGCUGGGGCAGACAACAGAGAUAUGUACAACGCAGAGCAGCUGGUUCCUGCUCCUGCUUCCUACCAGCCGUACAGGUUCCACGAGUACGGGAAGUCUCCCUCUCCUUCCUCCAGCAUCGGCAGCAGCAACAGUGGCACAGAACGCAGCAGCUUUGAGUCCAGGGUCCCUGAUGUCGCCACUGUCCCCGAUCACGACUCUUCAAAACCCCGCACGCAGGAGAUCGGGCCCCCCCCCUGUGGCCCCCAGCCCCUCCCUGCCCCUCAGGACUACACCGGGGUCCUCAACAUGAGCAUGGCCCAGGCCGGCAAGCCUGGGGUCAUUGGCCACCACAUCUACAGCCCCUACGGUGCUGAGCAGCCCUUGGGCCAGUGGAGUGGUCCCGGUCCCGCUCAGUACCCACCUCCUCACCACCUGACUGCCGACUACACCCCGCAAGCUGUGCACCACGGCUAUCACCAUGGCAACGUGGCCGAGUGGAGCCAGUACCCGCUGUUCUCUUACUCGUGCUGGUGAAGGGAUCCUUGACGUUAACUGACUGAGAGUGACUUAAAGUGCUGCGGCGCCAUCUUGCCAGAAUGCUGAUCUAGCACUCGCAGGGAGGAAGUGCAUGUCCAGACGAGGCUGAGGGCCCGGGGCCUGCAACAAGAAUAGAAAGAGUAAAAGAUGUAAAGUGUGAGCAGGGACUGUCGCUGCCUUGUCUUCAGACCGGCAGGACUCGGACUCCUGUUACUGUGUGCUGCUGCGCCAUGCCUAAAGAUUGUUUCAUUAACUGUCUAUUUAUUUUGUAUUUCAUCUCUCGUUCAAGUGUAAAUAAUAUUUUUGUAAAAAGAAAGAAUAAAACGUAAGUGUGCAAGUUAUGUCUUCAAGUUGUGAUGUGAUCUGAAAAUAAAAGA
Messenger RNA from Paralichthys olivaceus (Japanese flounder), 1990 nucleotides. RefSeq names its product T-box transcription factor 16 (gene tbx16). The record is from RefSeq and is a predicted model, not a curated record. Gene Ontology annotation, cellular component: nucleus. NCBI's taxonomy places the organism in Eukaryota, Metazoa, Chordata, Actinopteri, Pleuronectiformes, Paralichthyidae. Gene Ontology annotation, molecular function: DNA-binding transcription factor activity, RNA polymerase II-specific; RNA polymerase II cis-regulatory region sequence-specific DNA binding. Gene Ontology annotation, biological process: positive regulation of DNA-templated transcription; regulation of transcription by RNA polymerase II; heart morphogenesis.